AUGUUCAAGCACGCUGCUGCCUCCCUGAGCCGACCUCUGGCGCGCGGCUUUUCGUCGUCCGCCGCGCGUGCCUCGUACGAGGACACGAUCAAGAACCUGCUCAUCAACAAGGACUCUCGCGUCAUCUGCCAAGGUUUCACGGGCAAGACCGGUACCUUCCACUGCCAGCAGGCCCUCGAGUACGGGACCAAGCUUGUCGGUGGUGUUUCGCCCAAGAAGGCCGGCCAGACGCACUUGGGUCUGCCCGUGUUCGGCUCGGUCAAGGAGGCCGUUCGCGAGACCAAGCCGCACGCUUCCGUGCUUUACGUCCCUCCCCCCGGUGCUGCUGACGCCAUCAUCGAGGCGAUCGAGAACGAAGUCCCCCUCAUCGUUGCCAUCACCGAGGGUAUUCCUCAAAAGGAUGAGAUUCGCGUUGCAGCUGCGCUCCGCUCGCAGUCCAAAUCGCGUCUCGUAGGCCCCAACUGCCCCGGUAUCAUCAACCCGGAAGGCUGCAAGAUUGGUAUCAUGCCCGGUCACAUUCACACGCCUGGUCGCAUCGGUAUCGUCUCGCGCUCCGGCACGCUCACGUACGAAGCCGUCAACCAGACCACCCAGGUCGGCCUGGGCCAGUCGAUCUGCGUCGGUAUCGGCGGUGACCCCUUCCCCGGCUCCACCACGCUCGACCUGGUCAAGCUGCUCCUGGACCACGACAAGUCCGAAGGUAUUGUGCUCAUCGGUGAGAUCGGCGGAAGCAUGGAGGAGGACGCCGCCGAGUACCUAGCCAAGUACAACAAGACCCGCUCCAACCCCAAGCCCGUCGUCGCCUUCAUCGCUGGCCGCACCGCUCCCCCAGGACGCAGAAUGGGCCACGCUGGUGCAAUCAUUGCCGGUGGCAAGGGUGGUGCCGACGACAAGGUCAAGGCUCUCACUGAGGCCGGUGCCAUUGUUGCUGACUCGCCUGCCAAGAUCGGCGCCCUCAUGAAGGAGGCCAUGCAGAAGGCUGGUUUGGCUUGA
Molecule: messenger RNA, 993 nt
Organism: Sporisorium graminicola
Lineage: Eukaryota; Fungi; Basidiomycota; Ustilaginomycetes; Ustilaginales; Ustilaginaceae
Exons: 1
Coding region: 1-993 (330 amino acids)
Biological process (GO): tricarboxylic acid cycle
Cellular component (GO): mitochondrion; succinate-CoA ligase complex (ADP-forming)
Molecular function (GO): succinate-CoA ligase (ADP-forming) activity; succinate-CoA ligase (GDP-forming) activity
Source: RefSeq, a predicted model, not a curated record